Messenger RNA from Cheilinus undulatus (humphead wrasse), 274 nucleotides. RefSeq names its product vitamin K-dependent protein Z-like. Gene Ontology annotation, molecular function: calcium ion binding. Lineage: Eukaryota; Metazoa; Chordata; Actinopteri; Labriformes; Labridae. The transcript is spliced from 3 exons. Gene Ontology annotation, cellular component: extracellular region. The coding region runs from base 23 to 259 and encodes 78 amino acids. The record is from RefSeq and is a predicted model, not a curated record.
GUUUGGCUGAGUUAGUGAACACAUGAUGUUUCUGAGGAGCUGCACCGUCCUGAUCCUGCUGCUGGGCCUGGCCGCCGCUGCAGUGUUUGUGGAGAAGCGCGAGGCCAGCACGGUGCUGCAAAGAUGGCGGCGUGCCAACAGCGGCUUCCUGGAGGAGCUGCAGCAAGGAAACCUGGAGAGGGAGUGCGUCGAGGAGGUGUGCGACUACGAGGAGGCCAGGGAGGUUUUCGAGGACGAUGGCAAGACGAAACAGUUCUAGCUGACGUAUGAACGU